AUGAAUUCCACAAGGCUUGCUUUGCGACCGCGACAAUUGUAUAAGGGCUGUGGAGCCGGUGUUCCUCAUACCCCUCGCCGUCUUCUUUUCCGCCCAGUCACAAACCCAUAUCGACAAAUCGCUUGCUUUUCAGCCACCAAGCCACCAGCGUGUGCUAAUAUUGCCUCUUCAGAUCGCUUCACCUCUGCUCUGCAUCAGAACAAGGAUUGGGCAGCGCAGAUUGCCAAGGAGGACCCUUCGCUCUUCCCUACACUCGCGGUCGGCCAGCACCCGGAGAUCCUCUGGAUUGGCUGCUCUGAUUCUCGAUGCCCUGAGACCACCCUUCUUGGUCUCAAACCGGGCGACGUCUUCGUUCACCGCAAUAUCGCCAAUGUCAUCCAUGCCGGCGACCUCAGCUCUUCAGCCGUGAUCGAGUAUGCUGUCCGCUACCUGCAGGUCAAGCACGUAGUCCUCUGCGGCCACACCAGCUGUGGUGGUGUUGCUGCAGCACUGGGUAACAAACAACUGGGUAUUCUCGAUCCCUGGCUGCUGCCUUUGCGCCAGCUCCGCGCGAGACACCUGGAUCUGCUGAACUCGCUGCCGGCCGACGAAGCCAACCUUAAGCUGGUGGAAUUGAAUGUUCUGGAGGGUGUCAAACUGUUGAAGGAGAAGAAUGUCAUCCUGGAAGCCGUACAGGAUCGGGGGCUUCAGGUUCACGGGUUGAUAUAUGAUGUUGGCAGCGGUGUUCUUCGAGAGAUGGACAUUGAUGAGUCGGAGGCGGAACUCAAGGCGCGCCUAACAUCGUUCAAGACCGACGUCUAG
Messenger RNA from Aspergillus tubingensis, 801 nucleotides. RefSeq names its product carbonic anhydrase. Bases 1 to 801 code for a protein of 266 amino acids. Gene Ontology annotation, biological process: cellular response to oxidative stress; cellular response to carbon dioxide; carbon utilization. The record is from RefSeq and is a predicted model, not a curated record. Gene Ontology annotation, molecular function: carbonate dehydratase activity; zinc ion binding. NCBI's taxonomy places the organism in Eukaryota, Fungi, Ascomycota, Eurotiomycetes, Eurotiales, Aspergillaceae. Gene Ontology annotation, cellular component: cytoplasm. The transcript has a single exon.